AUGCCGCUGGAAGUGCUUUCCGCGCCUUCAAAUCCUGUCGUGUGCCAUCCCGGUGAACACCUGGAGCUUUGUUGGCAGCUGCGUUUCCCGACGUCGCUGGCCGCCGGGGCACAGCUGCAACUCCGUGAGAGUCGGGAGGUCGUUGGGGUCAUCCAAGAUGCAGUUCCUGCAGGUUGCUGUGUCGACCUGGGGAUGCAUUUGCAGGCUCCACAACACCUAGCGACAUGUGUGCAAGACUUUGUGCUGAGCUCUGUGGGCGAGAUCUUGGGCGAUCUCAGCAUCUGUUUGUCCAUCAGGACUGCCGAAGCGAAGGAAUUGAAGACACUUUGUCCCGAAGCAAAUCCUCUGGGGAUCAUUCCUGGAAACCACACAAGGAGGAUUUACUUUGGCAAGGCUCAGACCAAUGAGAGUGUGACGAGCAACGACAGCAUCAAACCAGUAGAGGUUGUCAUUGAAAGGUCGCAUGAUGAGUGGGAACUUCUUGAUCGCCCGCAGCUGGCACCACAGCUGCCACAGCCUCUCAAGGAGCGUUUUGGCGCACCUGAAGAGGCUUCAUUGCGUUUCUGGGUCAAUGGUGAAGAGAAGGUGGUGACUUCCGGGCAAUUCCCCGUGACGACGAGCCUGGCGGAAUAUCUGCGAUAUCACUUGGGUCUCACCGGCACCAAAAUCGGCUGCGGAGAGGGUGGUUGCGGCGCCUGCACUGUGCUGCUCCAUGCUCCUGCGGAUACUAUGCUCCUGGCUCCCAAUCCAUGCAUGGCCAACGCUUGCCUUCGACCCCUGCACUCGAUGAACGGCUGGGAGGUGACCACCAUCGAAAAAGUUGGAACUCCAAAAGCUCCACAUCCGAUCCAAUCGGCUUUUGUGAAGCACAGUGCCAGCCAAUGUGGCAUGUGCACGCCUGGCAUGGUUAUGUCGAUUUAUGGCCACCUUGCGAAAGGUGGCUCAAAGGAUCCACAGGAUUUACAAGGCUGCAUUCAAGGCAAUCUGUGUCGCUGCACUGGCUAUCGCCCCAUCCAUGAUGCCAUGCGAGAGACCCUCAAGGUGAGCUGCGAUGUCAAGGUCCGCCUUCAGCCGGCAGUUCCUUUGGCAAUGCAUCGCGAUGGACAGACGUGGUUUGACUGCGCCAAUCUGACCGAUGUCUUCCAUGUCCUUAGCGAGUACUCAACUGUACCCCACCGGCUGGUCGUUGGCAACACGAGCACUGGAGUGGUGAAGUACUAUCCAUUUCAUCGCAAUGAUGAGCCCACGGUGUUUAUCAAUUUGCAGCAAGUGCCAGAACUUCACGAAAUCAAACGUGGAGACGGCAAUGCCCUCACACUUGGUGCUGCUUGCACUUUGAGUACUUUGAUCGAGGAACUCGAGGCGUUUGCCAAAGAGCAUGGCCAACUCACAGCCGUGGUGAAGCACCUAAAAUUGGUCGCACACCCGCAGGUGAGAGACGUUGGAAGUUGGGCCGGCAAUGUGAUGAUCGCAAAGACCCAUCCAGACUUCCCCAGCGACAUUUGCUUGCUGCUGAGCACCCUGAAUGCAAAGCUCACCCUCAUGAAUGCCAAGAGAAAGACUGAGGUGGUGGACAUCAUCUCCUUCUUGUCUGAUGCGAAAUUGCCCCGCAAUGACGAAGCGCAGAUCAUCCACAGUGUCACCAUCCCCUUCCCAAGCCCCAACAGCUUCCUGGACACCUUCAAGGUGAUGCGACGACACAUGAACACACAUGCUGAAGUCAACGCCGGAUUUCUCUUCGACUUCAAGGACAAGGACGGCGUGGAGAUCACCAGUGCGAGGUUGGUGGUUGGGAAUAUCGAACGCAAGCCAUUCGUGGCUGCUGAUACAUGCAAGGCAUUGAUUGGCAAAAGCCUCGAUUCCACCAGCAUUUCUGCAGCUAUGAAGACCUUGGCCAUUGAGCUGAAGGCACAUCUUCAAGAACCCUCUGUACCAGAACCACCCUUCGUCGUGGUGGAUCCGCAGUAUCGUUUGAAUUUGGCGCCUCAGCUCUUCGCCAAGGCGGCGCUGCGCGCGCGCCUGGCGCGGCUGGGCCCCAGCGCACUGAGCCCGGCGGAGCUGUCCGCCGCGGAGGAGACGCAACGCCCCGCCAGUGGCGGAGCACAGCACUUCACGGUGGAUCAAUCUACAGCUCCUGUUGGGCAGCCAGUGACGAAAUUCCAGGGCUUGGAUCAAGCCUGUGGAACAGCCCACUUCGUGGCUGAUUUGCCGCUGCAACCGAAUACUUUGUUCGCCGUUCCUGUUUUGGCAGAUCGUGUGGCCAUGCUCCAAAGCAUUGAUGCAAGCGAGUGCCUGGAGGUUUCAGGAGUGCACUCCUUCAUUUCCGCUGCAGAUGUCAAAGAAGUUGGUGCCUCCAAUGACCUCAGGACGGUUUAUCCCGGCAAGAUCUUCGCGGAUGCUUCAGAGAAGACGGAACACAUCGGGCAGUUUGUUGGAUUGGUCCUGGCUGAGAGCUUUGAGGCUGCAAGAGCUGGUGCCCGUCUUGUCCAUAUUGACUACAGCGAAACUUUGGAGGUGACAACCACAGUAGAUGCAGCACUCCAGAAGGGCUAUGUGCAGGAACGCCAUGGCCCCCUGAUCGUUGGACAGAAAGUCACAGGCCCCAAGACCUUACAAGGCAAAGUGGUUUCAGCUGGACAGAAGCAUUUUUACCUGGAGACCCAGACGACCUAUGCAUACCCUGACUCCACUGGAGGUCUGAUCUUCAACACUGCGUGUCAGACGUUGGAUUGGGCACAGACUCAAAUGGCCAAGACAUUGAAUAUGCCCAAGAGCAAGAUCACGGUGCAGAACCAACGCCUCGGUGGUGCCUACGGUGGCAAGGCCAUGCUCUUUGCACCAGGAUGCGGUGCCUGUGGGGUCGCGGUGCUGAAGAGCAACCGCCCAGUUCUGCUGCAGAUGGACAGGACUGCAGACUUCCAAGCCUUUGGAGCCAGAGCCCCCUUCGAUGCUUCGUGGGAACUCAGUCAUGAAGACAGCGGGAAGAUUGUGAGCAUGAAGCAGGAAGUUCUGCAGAACGUCGGCACUGACAUGCUGGGCUUUUCACAAGCGUCCAGCGUCAAUUGCUACGACAUCCCUCAUGCGCAGUUGCACUGUAAAGGAGUUAUCACAAAUCUGCCAGUAAACACUUGGAUGCGCGCACCUGGAGACUUCGAAGGAGCUUUCAUCAUGGAAACCAUCAUGGAACAGGUGGCACGAGCUGUGAGCCGCGAGCCCAUGGAGGUCCAGGAGUUGAACAUGGUCACAGGCAUGCAGAAGGCCUGGCAGCGGCUGAAGGCAAAGGUCUCUUACGAGGAGACUCUCAAAGCGGUGAAAGAUUUCAACAGCAAGAACCGAUAUCGCAAGAAAGGCAUUUAUUGUAUGGGGUCUCGCUACCAGCUGCAGCCGCACUCUUUCAUGGAAAAGUGUUUUGUUAGGGUGUACGAUGAUGGCUCCGUCCUGCUGGAACACACUGGAUUGGAGGUGGGUCAAGGCAUGGACACCAAAGCGCUGCAAGCCUUGACCAUGGGAUUGCGGAAGAUUGCGGCAGACUUCAGCAUGGAUCACAUUCAGCUUCGAAUUCCCAAGAGCACUCAGGAUUUCAGCUGGAAAGGCGUUAUGGGAACCUUCAGCAGUGUGACCUCGGAAACUGUAGUCAGUGCAAUUCUCGAUGCUUGCGACAAACUUCACAAGGAGCUGCAGAAAUUUACUGCACCUGGCCGAAGCUGGACAGAGGUCAUUCAAUUGGCAGUCAAAGGGGGCGCGCAACUAUCUCAGGCUGGUGUCACUGAUGAGGCGCAUGUGAAUAACUACAGCCUCUUCAGUGCAGGCUGUGCUCAGGUAGAGAUUGAUGUCCUGACGGGCGAGACGCAAGUGAAUUCUUUCGAUUUGGUCUAUGACUGCGGCAAAAGUUUGAAUCCUGCCGUUGACAUUGGCCAGAUCGAGGGCAGCUUGAUCCAAGCUUUGGGUUUCUCUCUUUUGGAAGAGGAAAGUCGAGGCAAAGAUGGACGCCUUAUCAACUGUGGCACCUGGGACUACAAAGUGCCCAGCGGAAGAGAUAUUCCAGUUCGUUUAGAUGUGGAGUUGCUGCCCUGCGAAAAGCCUGAUGCGCCUGUUCUGGGAUCCAAAGCCUCUGGCGAGCCCGCACAGCUACUAGGUGGCGCCUUCUUCUUUGCAGUGAAAGAUGCAAUCGGCUAUGCACGCGAAGAACAAGGGCUCUCUCGAAACUUCCGCAUGGAUCCACCAGAUCCAGACAGCCUGCAGCACGCAGCUUUGAAAUGCUCUGGCAACGUGGAUUCACCGCAGAUUCACCGCUGUCUUAACGUAGGCUGUCCAAGACGCCGAGAAGACAAGAGGCGAGCCCUGGUUGGUUGCAGCUACAAAGUGUUCAACAAACACUCCUGGCUGAUGCCAGGUGAAUACCGUGAGCAGGUUGAAGCACUGAAGAAGGAGAAGGAUGCCGUUCAGAGUGAGGCAGACAAGAUCCGCAAGGCUGCUGAGAAAGCCAAUGCAGAUGUGCAGGAGGCACGUUCAGCUUUGGAUUCAAAGGUGAAAGAGGUGGAGAGGCUGAAGGGCUCUGUGCAAAAGGCUGAACGCGAGGCUUUGGAGUGGAAAGCUGCAGCAGAGCAACGUGCACAAGAGGUGAAAGAAGUCCUCGUGGUCCAGGCGAAGAAAGACACCUCCGAACUCGUCAAGAAGAAGGAGGAAGUCACACAGGCCAAGAAGUCCACUGAUGAAGCCAUUAAGAAAUUGGAGGAUGCCAAGAAGCAGCUGGCAGAGGCUGGUGGAAAGGUCUCG
Molecule: messenger RNA, 4776 nt
Organism: Cladocopium goreaui
Lineage: Eukaryota; Dinophyceae; Suessiales; Symbiodiniaceae
Source: the annotation of a GenBank genome assembly